AUGUGUUACCAGGCGACUGUGAAGCUGGCCGAGCGAGAUGUGGAAGUAAAGAAGCGCGUUGGACGUAUGCGUGACAUGGCCAAAGUGAAGUUCUCCAGGCAAUGGAUUGAGCGCCGCUCAAGGUGGCUUAGAGGACAUGCCAUGGCAAGCAAGACGAACGAUGCCUUCAAGGCAACCCUGGCAAACAAGCAAAACAAUGCAGAGGCACGGCUGCACGAUCGCAAUCUUCGAGUAGCGAAGUUGAUUGAGGUCAAGAAGGAAUUCAAAGCUUUGCGGCGACUGAUGAAGGGAGAAGCCGGCUUCUUCUUCUCGACCGGCUUUGGACAGCUGCUGGAUUCAAAAGCAAUGCCAGGUAUGGCUGAAAGAAGAGAGGUCAGGCGGCGUGAGCAGCGACGGAAGGCAGAACUCAUGUUCAUCAGUGAAGAGCUUCUGGUGCGAUUGAAACGCUGCCAGGAUGUUGUACAGCGAUUAACUGCUUUUGCAGAUGAGGCCCUGAUAAGAAGGCGUUGCGUUUUCCACUCGCUAUGGCCCAGCAUGCUGUGA
This is a messenger RNA of Symbiodinium sp. CCMP2592, 543 nucleotides long. NCBI's taxonomy places the organism in Eukaryota, Dinophyceae, Suessiales, Symbiodiniaceae. The record is from the annotation of a GenBank genome assembly.